Thlaspi arvense is the source of this 1391-nucleotide messenger RNA. NCBI's taxonomy places the organism in Eukaryota, Viridiplantae, Streptophyta, Magnoliopsida, Brassicales, Brassicaceae. The record is from the annotation of a GenBank genome assembly.
AUGAAACUGCAGAUUUCCAAUUGCAUCAUGAGUUCGUCUGAUGAGUCAGAUUCACAAGUUCGUGGCUUUGGUGAUGUCUUCAAGUGUCCAAUAUUUUUCCUGAUUGAACUCUGUGUAGAAUUGAGAUUUCAGGUUUCAGAAGAUUCUGAGGAUGGCCACAAAACACUUCGUCCCGAUUUGUACAACUACUUGAUAAGAUACCAAAGAAGAGGAUUCCGUAAAGAGAAUCAGAGUCUUCUUCUUCUUCUGUGGCUAAUGUGACCCUACACGAUGACUCACUGGUGUUCUACUCUUAGGUUGAACAAAAGAAGAUCAUGUCUGAUUUUGAUCAAAAGCAUGUUGUAUUGUAAUGAAUUUCCAGAAUCUUCGAAGUUGUUUUCUGAGACCAAAUGUUCUAGAGACAAGACGUGGUGAAUUUGUUCUGAUGAAUGAAAAGGGUACAUCAUGAACUUUUAGCUUCUAAAGCAAGAGUGAUGUGGAGUUACUUACAUCGGACGAGGCUGGAAAAUUUUCUGUACUGUCAAUGGCCUAAAGUCUGGAGAUUUAUUCACACUUUCAAACUGAUCAAAAGAGGAGGAACUCUGGUUCUAUGUAAGUCUCGCUACAGAACUAGAAGAAGAAGAAUAGUCAAACGCUGAUGAAACAGAGUCUGUUUCCACAAAUUCCAACAGCGAAGAAGAGAGCUACCAAUACGGGAAAAGCUUCAAGAAGCCUAGAUUGUCAUGGAAAGCUUCACCCUCUACCAUACCAGAACGAAUUUGUGACAUAAAUCUUCCGUCUUUAUAACGUCAAACGAUCUUAACGAUUUCUUCUGGCACCUUUCACAUAGACACAUGGAAUUACUGUGGCAUACGAAUCUUCGUUCUGAAGGUAAAAGAAUAAAAUUGGGAAAAGGCUGGAAAGAGUGCUUCAAAGCAACUGUUUGAAAACAUGUGAAUCGAUAUUGCUGAAGCUGAAUUUGGGAAAGAGACACAAGCUGUGUCCUUAAGUUACAUUAUCUUAAGAAUAUAUUGUAGGAUCUAGGAUCAGAGUGAUGUUGUGGUGUGAGAUUUGUGAAUGGUUUAGACUUUAUACCGGUCAAAAUUUCUGGUCAAAAAGUAUCUUUGAUGGUAGUUUUUUCGAUCAUGAACAUCAUUCGAGAUCAAACCGUCGGAUGUGAAACAAGACUUUGAACCGGAACUCCAAACUGUCGUUUCUUAUUUUUAAAAACGACAUGGUCUCUUAUUUUCUGAAACAUCAUCAUUUCUUCUUUUGUUUUCAGAUUCGUAAACGCCAAUUGACCAACAACAACAAAAAUUCACAUGGGUUUUGAUACGAACUUGGGCACACCCGCACACAACAAACAAAAUGAAGCAACGCACUAUAAAUUUCGUUGUUCCAAUUGGAAUAAG